Molecule: messenger RNA, 4071 nt
Organism: Saimiri boliviensis boliviensis (Bolivian squirrel monkey)
Lineage: Eukaryota; Metazoa; Chordata; Mammalia; Primates; Cebidae
Gene: FRMPD2
Product: FERM and PDZ domain containing 2
Cellular component (GO): cytoskeleton
Molecular function (GO): protein binding
Source: RefSeq, a predicted model, not a curated record
AGUAAACAAAGGCAGUGGCAACAGUGCCAGUGGCAGGGAGCUCCAUGCACAGACUUGCUAGAGACCCCUGCUCCUUGCUGGAAAGCUGUCCCAUGACGAAGGCCUAGACUCGGACACGGAGACUUUCGGAUGCAGCCUUUAAUGAAGGACGCAGGCAUGAGCCUGUCCUCUGUGACGCUGGCCAGCGCCCUGCAGGUCAGGGGUGAAGCUCUGUCUGAGGAGGAAAUCUGGUCCCUCCUGUCCCUGGCUGCUGAGCAGCUCCUGGAAGACCUCCGCAGCGAUUCAUCGGACUAUGUAAUCUGCCCCUGGUCAGCCCUGCUUUCUGCAGCUGGACGCCUUUCUUUCCAAGGCCAUGUUUCUCACAUAGAGGCUGCUCCUUUCAAGGCCCCUGAACUGCUACAGGGACAGAGCGAGGAUGAGCAGUCUGAUGCAUCUCAGAUGCACGUCUAUUCUUUAGGAAUGACCCUCUACUGGUCGGCAGGGUUUCAUGUUCCGCCAAAUCAGCCCCUGCAGCUCCGCGAGCCCCUGCACUCCAUCCUGCUGACCAUGUGCGAAGACCAGCCUCGCAGGCGGUGCACGUUGCAAUCGGUUCUGGAAGCUUGUCGGGCUCAUGAGAAAGAAGUGUCUGUCUACCCAGCCCCUGCUGGUCUCCACAUCAGAAGGCUGGUUGGCUUGGUUCUGGGCACCAUUUCUGAGGUGGAGAAAAGAGUUGUGGAGGAAAGCUCCUGUGUGCAGCAGAACAGAAGCUACCUGCUUAGGAAGAGGCUGUGUGGGACAAGCAGUGAGAGCCCAGUGGCACCGGCCCCGGAGCGUCUGCAUCCCUGCAGAGUUUCAGAAGGAAGCACGGAGGCCCAGCACUCUCCAGAACCCCAUUGGAGCACCUCACACAGUCACUGCAGCCUCGUCGUUAACCGCACUCUUCCAGGGGCAGAUCCCCAGCACCAACAGGAGGGCCGGCGGCUCAGCUCCGGAUCUGUGUACUCGGCAGCAGACAGCUCAUGGCCAACAACUCCUUCUCAAAGGGGUUUUCUGCAAAGAAGGAGCAAGUUUUCCAGGCCGGAGUUUGUCCUGCUGGCUGGAGAGGCCCCCGUGACCCUAAAUCUGCCGGGAUCAGUUGUGACCAAAAAAGGGAAAUCCUAUUUGGCUCUCAGGGACCUCUGUGUGGUCCUGCUGAACGGGCAGCGCCUGGAGGUAAAAUGUGAUGUCGAGUCAACAGUGGGAGCUGUCUUCAAUGCUGUGACGUCCUUUGCCAACCUCGAGGAACUCACCUACUUUGGCUUGGCUUAUAUGAAAGGCAAAGAGUUCUUUUUCCUGGACAAUGAAACCAGAUUGUGCAAAAUAGCACCUGAAGGCUGGAGAGAGCAGCCUCAGAAGACCUCCACGAAUACCUUCGUACUCUUCCUGAGGAUAAAGUUCUUUGUCAGCCACUAUGGGCUGCUCCAGCAUAGCCUGACAAGGCACCAGUUUUACCUGCAGCUUCGGAAAGACGUCCUGGAGGAGAGGCUGUAUUGCAAUGAAGAGAUGCUGCUGCAGCUGGGGGUCCUUGCCUUGCAGGCUGAAUUUGGCAAUUACCCUAAGGAGCAGGUGGAGAGUAAGCCAUACUUUCAUGUUGAAGAUUACAUCCCAGCGAGUCUGAUAGAGAGGAUGACUGCCCUCCGGGUCCAAGUCGAAGUCUCAGAGAUGCACCGGCUCAGCUCUGCACUCUGGGGAGAGGAUGCUGAGCUGGAGUUCUUGAGGGUCACUCAGCAGCUCCCAGAAUACGGUGUACUGGUUCACCAAGUAUUCUCAGAGAAGAAGAGGCCAGAAGAGGAGAUGGCCCUGGGGAUCUGUGCCAAAGGUGUCACAGUGUAUGAAGUGCAAAACAACAGCAGAAUUGCAACUUUACGGUUUCAGUGGAGAGAAACCGGAAAGAUUUCAACUUACCAAAAGAAGUUCACCAUCACAAGCAGUGUCACUGGGAAGAAGCACACAUUUGUCACAGAUUCAGCCAAGACAAGUAAAUAUUUACUGGACCUUUGCUCAGCCCAGCAUGGGUUUAAUGCACAGAUGGGCUCUGGGCCGCCUUCCCAUGUUUUGUUUGACCAUGAUAAGUUUGUGCAAAUGGCCAAUUUGAGUCCUGCACACCAGGCCCAGUCUAAACCUCUCAUUUGGAUUCAGAGAUUGUCAUGCUCAGAAAAUGAGUUGUUCACAUCCAGGCUUCGGGAUGCUGCAGGAGGCUUGCUGAGUACAUCACUGGAUAACUUCAACGUGGACACUAGCAAGGAGGCUGGAGCAGAGGGCAUUGGGCACAGCCCCUGCACUGGCCGGGAGCAGCUGAAGAGUGCCUGUGUGAUUCAGAAGCCAAUGCCCUGGGACUCUCUCUCUGGGCCACUUGUUCAGAACAUGCAUGCAGGGUCACAGAAUAAUAGGAGGAAGAGCUUUACAGCUGAACCAGGCCAAGAAAUCGUGCAUGUGACACUGAAACGUGACCCACAUCGUGGUUUUGGUUUUGUCAUUAAUGAGGGAGAGUCUUCAGGCCAAGCUGACCCUGGUAUUUUUAUAUCUUCUAUUAUACCUGGAGGACCAGCAGAAAAAGCGAAAACGAUCAAACCGGGAGGGCAGAUACUAGCCCUGAAUCACAUCAGUCUGGAGGGCUUCACAUUCAACAUGGCUGUUAGGAUGAUCCAGAAUUCCCCUGACAAUAUAGAGUUAAUCAUUUCUCAGUCGAAAGGUGUUUGCGGAAAUACCCCAAAUGAAGAAAAGAAUAGCACGGCCAAUUCUGGGGUCUCCUCUACAGACAUCCUGAGCUUCGGGUACCAGGGAAGUUUGUUGUCACACACAGAAGACCAGGACAGGAAUAUUGAAGACCUAGACAUGGCUGGGGUGCGGAGCUUAGUGCCCAGGUUGAGACAUCAGCUCUCCUUUCUGCCAUUAAAGGGUCCUGGUUCUUCGUUUCCUCUGUCACCUCCAGAAAUCAGUGCUGGUGAAAUCUACUUUGUGGAACUGGUUAAAGAAGAUGGAACACUUGGAUUCAGCGUGACUGGUGGCAUUAACACCAGUGUGCCCUAUGGUGGUAUAUAUGUGAAAUCCAUUGUUCCUGGAGGACCAGCUGCCAAGGAAGGGCAGAUCCUGCAGGGUGACCGGCUCCUGCAGGUGGAUGGAGUGAGUCUGUGCGGCCUCACUCACAAGCAGGCUGUGCAGUGCCUGAAGGGGCCUGGGCAGGUUGCAAGACUGGUCUUAGAGAGAAGAGGCCCCAGGACUACACAGCAGUGUCCUUCUGCUAAUGACAGCAUGGGAGAUGAACACAUGGCUGUUUCCUUGGUAACAGCCUUGCCUGGCAGACCUUCGAGCUGUGUCUCGGUGACAGAUGGUCCUAAGUUUGAAGUCACACUAAAAAAGAAUGCCAAUGGUUUGGGAUUCAGUUUCGUGCACCUGGAGAAAGAGAGCUGCAGACACCUCAAGAGUGAUCUUGUGAGGAUCAAGAGGCUAUUUCCAGGGCAGCCAGCUGAGGAGAAUGGGGCCAUCGCAGCUGGUGACAUUAUCCUGGCCGUGAAUGGAAGGCCCACGGAAGGCCUUGUCUUCCAGGAGGUGCUGCAUUUACUGAGAGGGGCCCCACAGGAAGUCACGCUCCUCCUUUGCCGACCCCCUCCAGGUGCGCUGCCUGAGACGGAGCAGGAGUGGCAGACACCUGAACUCUCAGCUGACAAAGAAUUCACCAGAGCAACAUGUACUGACUCAUGUACCAGCCUCAGCCUGGAUCAAGAGGACAGCUGGAGGGACAGUGCCUCCCCAGAUGCAGGGGAGAGCCUGGGUCUCAGGCCAGAGUCUUCCCAAAAGGCCAUCAGAGAGGCACAAUGGGUCCAAGAUAGAGAGAGACCUUGGGCCAGUUCCUUGACACAUUCUCCUGAGUCCCACCCUCAUUUAUGCAAACUUCACCAAGAAAGGGAUGCAUCAACAUUGGCGACCUCUUUGGAAAAGGAUGUGAGGCAAAACUGCUAUUCAGUUUGUGAUAUCAUGAGACUUGGAAGGUAAGAAUCACCACAUUUGCAGAUGUUUUGUAACCUGAAUGCAUCUCAUCGCUAGAAAAUUAUA